Amyelois transitella is the source of this 4414-nucleotide messenger RNA. It is a transcript of the gene Cc2d2a, whose product is annotated as coiled-coil and C2 domain-containing protein 2A. Gene Ontology annotation, cellular component: ciliary transition zone. NCBI's taxonomy places the organism in Eukaryota, Metazoa, Arthropoda, Insecta, Lepidoptera, Pyralidae. Gene Ontology annotation, biological process: non-motile cilium assembly; protein localization to ciliary transition zone. The transcript has 12 exons. The coding region runs from base 149 to 4414 and encodes 1421 amino acids. The record is from RefSeq and is a predicted model, not a curated record.
CCCGAUUAACCCGCAGAAGUGAACGCAUUUUAAUUGUCAUAGCAACGUUUGGCGGAACAUUAUAAAUAAUGACUAGGGAGUCUAGGGACGACAGUAUACAUUAGUAUUAUAGCGAUAAAUUUGGAGAAUUUAAUAACAAUUGAAAAACAUGAGUGAGCAUAUAGAGUUACAGUCUUUUAACGCUGAUUCCACAAAUGACAGUGAUAUUGAAGAAUAUCACGAGAUAGAUCAGGAUGCCUGCCUCGGAACAUCCCAUCUUGCUGCGCACAGGGCUGUGUGUUCUGAUAAUAAUAUUAAGGGAUAUGAUUUUUUUACUCAAAAUAACGUUAAAAUUGAAGGCAAAGUUAUAGAAAAGAGGAAGAAACCAAAAAAGGAAAAUAUAUCGAACAUUAUAGAUUUAAUUAGCUCAGAGUUAGCCUCCGUAGAAGUUCCAUUGAUAAAAAAUGUUAUACGCAAAGUGGAGAAUAUUGGAAAUCAACAAAAUAGUUGUUUGUCACCAGUUUCCAAUAUUAGAAAUGUUUUUAAAGAGUCACAUUCGCUAAGAGCAUGUUCCAGUAAUAGGUAUAGAAAUAAUAUUUAUAAAGUAAAUAUAAGCCCGAUAUUCCCCAGAGUUAUUGAAAAUGUUGCUACUAGAGCAGAUGGGAUCCUUGUACAAUAUGUUGAUCCAACUAUGUUUAAAGAUUUCAUUGAAACCAAUGAAAGCAAAGAAAGCAAAGAAAGCAAAGAAGCUUCUCAAUUCUUGGAUAUAGCAGUCAAGAAUUUGAGAUUCAAGCAUCAUCAUAGUUUUUCUCUGGAAAAGUUUCUUUGCCUUAAACUCGUUGAUGUAUAUAAUGAGUAUACUUUAAAACAAAAAUUCAUUAAAGAUAUAUUGAGAGAUGUUAGAGUAAACAGGGAAACGAGAAAUAACUUGAAAGAGAGUCUCCUCAAAGUACGCCCUAAGAAUAAAGAUGAUUUAAGAUUUGAUCAAACGAUUAGAAAAUAUACGGAAAAAUUAAUUCAAUUGAAAGAAAAAUAUAUUGAAGCUUUAAAACAGAAAGAUGAGUUAAUACACAAUAUGAUGGCAUUAUGGGCGGAUAUAGAAAUGGUACGAGAAAGGUCAGGGUGUAUUACUACAUCGUACGUAUUAGAUGUUACAACUAGAACUAUGGAUGAUAAGAAAUUUGAAGAUGAAUGGGAUAAAGUGUUUAACACAGAAUUUACUGAUUUAGUAUCUAAGAUAGAAUAUGAGUACAUUACAAAAUAUCUAGAGUAUAAAGAAAUGAAAAAUGGCCAGAACAAUGAACUUUUGCAGACACAAAAAUUUAUUAAGCCAAAGCUGGAAAUACAUGAAGAUUCUUUAAAGGAGCAAGUUGAAGAUUUAGUUAAUGACAUAGUUACAAAAGGGUCAAUCAAUGUUAUUCUAAAAAGCGAUGACAAUAUUUUGUCGAAAAUUGGUAAACAUAGAAAAAAUAAUUUGAUACAUAAAUAUCGCUUUCAAAUUAUGGUCGAUGAAACCUUUGUUUGUGAUUCUGAAAAUGAUACGUUUGCCAAUAAUAUUAAUGAUGAAGUAGAAUUCAACGAGUCAUUUUCAAUUCAAAUUUUGCCACAUAACAGAAUUUUAAUGAUCGUAUUAUUUGAGGAUAGUGAGCAAGUUUCGUUUAUUAAGAAGGAUUUGGUAAAUAUAAGAAAAAACUAUCAGAAUACCGAUUUUAUUGCAGAACAAUUUGUUUACAGUAAUAUUGUUGAACCGACAAUGAAUUGUAUAGGCAGUGGAUAUAACAUUAAAGAAAUAAUGAAAAUUAAUAAAGUUAAACUAAAAAGUAAGAAUUUGUUCGAAGGUAAUAUGUACACUACAUGUGAAAUUAGUUUUAAAAUAGGAUGGAAUCAUAAACUUAAAAAUAAUGAAAAUAUUAAAUCAUCAAUGGAAAUCGAAAGAUGUCUUAAAAGAAUGUUGCAUGGUAUAGACAAACCAAAUGUUGCGACACUACUAGACAUAUUGACGCAAAUGUAUGGAAGAGAUGUAGAAAAUGAUGAUAUAGUUCUAGAUAUGUUGAAAAAAUUGUGUAAACCAACCAUGAAUAAUGAAAAAGAUUUAUUUCCUCUGCCAGACAAAAACAGUCACGAGUUCAUAAGAUUCAAAUUGCUACAUCUCCGCAAUGCUGGAAGAUUUACUAAUGUUGAAAAUAAGAUUGUUCCUCUUCAUGGAAGUCAAAUAUCAACGGAUCAACUGAAAUGUCUUCAACAGAGUGACGAAAAAGAUUUCGACAUUGAAUAUAUCAAUAGUAAAUAUUUAGAGACGGAUCCCAUAGAAUUGCAAAGGUUCAUAGGUGCUAAAUAUGUACAAAAAUUGAAUAAGAAUAUGUUGAGGAAUUUGAAUGAGCAUCUGCUAAAGAAAACUCAUAAAGAUGUCGUGCGUGAUUUCAAGGAUUUGAGUUUGAGAAGUUUCUUUUCGAACAAAACGAGUUUGACAUCCUUAGCGACCAUGUCCGGCGCCACCAAGCAGCAACUGUUGUUGGAAUCCCUGGGCACGGAGCAGGAGAUUCAGGUGACAGUCCUCAAGGCGUUCAAUCUGCUCGACCGCAAGGAGGAUAUAAUUACCGAGGAUGACGACGAUGCCGAUCGAAUAGCUGGUUACAAAGUGCGUUCCUUACGACCGAUGGUGCGCGUGAGUUACCGGGGCGAGUGCGCGCAGACCGCCGCAGCGGUGGGCUGCCAUCCCACCUGGAACCAGACAAUCAAAAUUAAGGCUAAACCAGAACCUCUCUCAAGCCUAUACGUGAACGUUUACGACGUGUACAAAUCCAUCGUCCGUGAAGGCCACAGCGGUGACGGGCGCGGCACGGUCCAUUACAGAUACCACCACAAGUGGCUCGGCACAUUGCAGAUACCGCUGUAUUCAGUGCUCAGCAUGGGCGUACUCCGUGGGACUUUUAAACUGUCUUCUCCGCCACUUCUGUUUGGAUACGAGUCACCUACAGAAACACCUGAAACUCACUCCCUGAUCCCAGGAGUGACGCAACUGCUGAAAAAGAACAUGUCUUUUAUAUCACUGCAAAUAACCUCCCCUCUAUCCAACUUGGGAGGACCACAGGGCUACAACCAGCCAGUGCCAAGUGGGCCAGAUGACGACUACUUAAUAAAACAUUUGAAUAAUUUCGUCACUGAAUAUGUUAAUACUUUUCCUUUAAGAAAUAUUUCGCUUACGUUUAUAGACAGUUCAGGAAAGAACAAAUGCGUGACGCAGUUCUUACAGCCGAUACCUCUACCGGAUUAUGACUUUUUCCCAAAGAACCCAAAGAAAAUCGGUUCGGCAUUGUCCAAGAGUUCUGGGUUUUCUGGUUCCUCAUGUAAAAGUAAUGUCGGGAGCAGAUUUGAUGUGGAUCUGGAAAAGGGACCCAGCCCGACAAUCAACGAGGAGGAGUCCAUCUACAGCGCACGUGAAGGCAGCUGGCGAGGAGUCGAGAGUCAGCUGACGAAGCUGGUCGACGCGGCCGCCAGAUACGUGGCGCUGAUACCAACCUACCAGCCGGUAGAAACUCAUGCUGUUACUUUGUCGGGUUUGGAGCUGCUCCGAGUGGUGCACGGCUCGCCACUGGACCACAGCCUGCUGCUAGCGAGCUACUUCCUGUACCUGGGGCUGCGCUGCUGGGUGGCGGUGGGGCGCGGCCUGCCGCGGGCGCGCUGCAGCGGCGUGCUCACCGCCCGCCACCUGCGCUCCAGGCGGAUCGUCCUCACUACUGAUCAACUUUUCAAAAAAGGUCUUUUCAACAAGAGCGAUGGCUAUUUGUGGAAUGUACACGACGCGAGCACAGGAGAACACUACGAACUCAGAGAUGUGAGCUGUCCGUUGAAAACUGUUGAUUUUGUGUUUAACAAUGAAAACAUCUGGGUGAAUGUUCAAUCAUCUCAAGACUGUGAAAACAUGUCUUUUGAUUUCGAGAAGUCUUCUGACUGGAACGCAGUGUUUGAUAGAAAGGUAUUCGUGAUGAAGCAGCCGGUGGUGACGGACGCGGCGCUGUACUCGGCGCCGGGCGACGCGGCGCGGCUGCGGCUGGCGCUGGAGAGCGCCAUCCGCGGGAAGCUGCACAAGUGGCGCCCGCGCGUGAAGACUGUCUGGAACAGGUACUGCAGUGGGUUGCUUCGCGAACAAUUGUCGGCCUGGGAGUACUGGAGUUUCAAUCCCGGCGAGCCGCGCCCUGGGCUCGGCCACAAGAUGAAGCAGAUGAUGGCUACAUACCGGAUGUUCGGGUUUCCGCUGAACAUGAGCUACAUGAACACGAAAACCGUCAUAUCCGCGGUGAAGUCGACCAGACUACACGUGUACGACGACCCCAACGCUGAAUUCGCUUUAGCAGUUGAAGUGUACACGUAUCCUAAUAAUGUCGUUAGCUUGUGGGUAUUUCUGGCGUGCAUCACGAGAAUUUUAAGUGAUUAA